AUGGGUUGCUUUCCAGGUUGCUUCGGUGGCCGGAAGAAUCGACGGCGUCAGAGACGCAGGGAGGAGCCUCGUUUAAACAAAAUCUCUGAGUGUUCUACAAAAGAAGUUCAUCUGAAGCUUAGUGUUCCUAUUGUUGAGGAAGUCCAAAAGUCUGCAAAGGAUGUUAAUGUUUCUAAAAUUUCUGAGGGGUCUGCAAAGGGUAAUGAUCAUCAGAUUGUUAGGGUCCCUGCUGCUGUUGAGGAAGUCACUAAGGUUUCUGUCAUUCCGACCACUGACAUCUGUGACAAGGAAGCUGAGGAGAGAAACAGUCCGAGUCCAACUCGUAAAAGAGUGACUUUUGACUCCAAGGUCAAAACAUAUGAACACAUUGCAGUUGAUGAAUCCGUUGAACUCUUAGAAGAGGAGGAGAAGAAGAAAGAAGAGGUGAAGCUUUUGAAGUCGAGUCAGGCACCAUGUUCAUCUGAGGGAAGCGAUGUUACUUCCAACUCGUCAAGUUCUUUUCCUUCAAACCAUAGAUACCAGAAUUGCAGAGAGAGUGACGAUGAGGAAGAGGAGGAUGCUGUAACAGAUUGUGAUGAAAGUGAUCUAGAGGAUGAUGAUGAUGAUGAUGGUGGUCUGCUUGAUGAUGACUAUUAUGAUGAUAAUUAUGAUGAUAAGCGUCCCAACUACUGGGACAACAACAAUGUCUACACGGAGGAAAUUGCGGAUAAUGUUUUGAAUAAAGACAAGUCUAACACGAGUGCUAGAGACAGAACCGGAUAUGUCAACGCCGUACUGAACCCGAUCGAGAAUCUUAGCCAAUGGAAAGCUGUGAAAUCCAAAGGAAGAACUAUGCAGACAGAGUCUCGAAAGGAGAACACCACUCUCAUCUCCGAUCAAGAACACAAACUAAAUGCAUCCUUCAACUUAGAGGAGCCUCGUGUUGAUGAGGAGUUACUACCAUCAUUCAGCAUUAAGCAGAAAUCAAGAGAUGAAAUCAAGAAACAGAGAUCUCAAGAAGUACCAGCUGUUGACGCUAGUCUCUCAACAUGGUUAUCUACAUCGCAGACCACGAACAGCGGAUGCAGCAGCGUCUCUAUGGGUGUUAAGACCGUGAUGUCCGAGAAGAAGUACUGCUCGAAACCGGUUCAAAGCUACGAUGAGAGACCUAUACUGGGGGCGUUAACUUCAGAGGAGAUAAAACAGUUCUCAGCAACGAACUCUCCAAGGAAAUCUCCAAGUAGAAGCCCUGAAUCACCUAUUAUCGGAACAGUCGGUGGUUACUGGAACAAUCACUCAAUGGCCACUAGGAAGUAGCGAGAAGUAUGAAGUCCAAGCUCUUAUGUCUCACGUUCCACACAUGUUUGGUUACUGAGUGAAAUAUAAUUUAUUUAAGAUUAAUUGGCUUUUGUGUGUCUUGUGUGUGUUUGUUUAUGUGUUUGUUGCCUAUGUGGUGUGAUUUUAUUAUGCACUGAGUGAAAUAUCAUUUUAUUUAAAGAUUAAUUGGCUUUGUGUUGUCUUGUGUGUUUGUGUGUAAUAAACCAAAUCGUGUGUGUUUUGUUGUC
This is a messenger RNA of Eruca vesicaria subsp. sativa (arugula), 1544 nucleotides long. Lineage: Eukaryota; Viridiplantae; Streptophyta; Magnoliopsida; Brassicales; Brassicaceae. The record is from the annotation of a GenBank genome assembly.